Molecule: messenger RNA, 3128 nt
Organism: Nicotiana tabacum (common tobacco)
Lineage: Eukaryota; Viridiplantae; Streptophyta; Magnoliopsida; Solanales; Solanaceae
Product: phosphatidylinositol 4-phosphate 5-kinase 9
Biological process (GO): phosphatidylinositol phosphate biosynthetic process
Cellular component (GO): plasma membrane
Molecular function (GO): ATP binding; 1-phosphatidylinositol-4-phosphate 5-kinase activity
Source: RefSeq, a predicted model, not a curated record
UCAACAAGUUUACAGCUCUGUGGAGAAUGAAUGAUAGAAAAGAUUGGUUAAUCAGAAAUAUUUGCCAAAAUUUUGUAUGAAUGUGUUUUAUUUUUUCUGUGUAAAGAGAUUGAAUUUGAUUUAUAUUUUGCUAUCAUAAAGAUAUGAUCUCUUUUUGUCAGUAAAUUAUAAAAAAGACAAAUUUGGCACGUGGAGGAGAUUUAAGGGUGAGACCUAGUGGUCAAUGAGGUGGAUUGUGAACCAUCAGGUCUCGGGUUUAAAUCUCGCAAAAUCACUAGGUGAUUUCUUCCCAUCUGUGCAAUCCUUGGUAGAUAGAGUUACCUGAUAUAUGUGCUGGUGCGAGGUAGCGGUAUCUCGUGGAAUUAGUCGAGGUCAAAGCAGGGGAAAUUGUUUUAAAGUUGGAUGUGUGCUUGAGCCUUUUUUGAAAAUCUUGGCCCUUCCUAUCCAGUUAAAACUCGAAACUUUCUGGAAUUAUGCAUGUCUGGUCCUGGGGCCACUGUUGAUGAUAUUGAAAGAACAGUAACUUUAUCGGAUAGGACGAAAUCACUUGACGCCAUUCAUGAUAAUAACUACAUUACAAAAUUGACAAAUGGUGAAGUUUGUCUUUCUUCUGAAACCACCAACUUCAGAGUUGGGGAGCUCUUAUUACCAAAUGGGGAAUCCUACUCCGGGUCCCUGCUGGGAAACAUACCCGAGGGUUCCGGAAAGUAUAUUUGGACCGAUGGUUGUCAGUAUGAGGGUGAGUGGAGACACGGGAUGAGGCAUGGGCAUGGGAAACUAGAAUUUCCUUCCGGUGCUGUUUACGAUGGUGAAUUUUCAGGUGGUUAUAUGCACGGCGAGGGGACGUAUAUUGGACCUGAUAAAGUGACCUAUAGGGGACGCUGGCGGUUGAACCUUAAACAUGGUUUAGGAUAUCAAAUGUAUCCAAAUGGAGAUAUUUUUGAAGGAUCAUGGAUUCAGGGAACACCAGAAGGACCGGGUAAGUAUACAUGGGCUAACGGGAAUGUCUACUUUGGAAACAUGAAAGGAGGGAAAAUAUCGGGGAAAGGAACUCUCACUUGGAUUAAUGGCGAUUCGUAUGAAGGGAGCUGGUUAAAUGGUACAAUGCAUGGCGUUGGUGUGUAUACAUGGAGUGAAGGUAGUUGUUAUAUCGGUACAUGGACACAUAGUCUAAAGGAUGGAAAAGGAACAUUUUAUCCUAGUGGUAGCAGGCUUACGGCCGGUCAAGAAUUGUACCUUAAUGCUUUGAGGAAACGAGGAUUAUUGCCGGAUAUGAGAAAACAAAAUCAAGUCUCUCAUAUCCAUCAUGCUGCUUCAGUUGAUAUGGGAAAUGUCAAAUUAGUAAGUGGUAACCAAGGAUCAUAUGAUAAGCGUCCAGAGAGAAACCUGUUAAAUUUCGAGCAGUCUCGGCCUACAAAUGUUGCUCUCGAAAGGCGAUGGAGUCUUGAAGUAGCCAUUGAGAAAGUGAUUGGACAUGAUUUAGAUGGAGACAUGGAAGACAAUAUGAGUGCUCCAAUUUUGGAAAGAGAAUACAUGCAAGGUGUCCUAAUCAGUGAGGUUGUCUUGAAUGAUCGGUUUUCACCACCAUCCGGAAGAGCCAGAAGGAGGCAAAGGAAACUUGCAAGGGAAUUGAAGAGACCAGGUGAAGCAAUCAUAAAAGGGCACAGGAGUUAUGAUUUAAUGCUCAGCCUUCAACUUGGGAUCAGAUACACAGUGGGAAAAAUUACACCUAUACAAAGACGAGAAAUACGGGCUUCAGAUUUUGGUCCACGUGCUAGCUUUUGGAUGUAUUUUCCUAAAGAAGGAUCACAAUUGACACCUACACAUCAGUCCGAAGAUUUCAAGUGGAAAGAUUAUUGCCCAAUGGUCUUCAGGAAUCUGAGGGAGAUGUUUAAGAUUGAUGCUGCUGAUUAUAUGAUGUCAAUUUGUGGAAAUGAUGCACUUAGAGAGCUUUCUUCUCCUGGGAAAAGCGGCAGUGUGUUUUUCCUGUCUCAAGAUGACCGUUUCAUGAUUAAGACAUUACGUAAAUCUGAAGUUAAGGUUUUGCUGCAGAUGCUUCCGAAUUAUCAUCGUCAUGUCAAGACGCAUGAGAAUACUCUCAUCACUAAAUUUUUUGGACUUCAUAGGAUAAAACCUUCCAGUGGACAGAAGUUCCGCUUUGUAGUAAUGGGAAAUAUGUUUUGUACGGAGUUGAGAAUCCACCGAAGAUUUGAUCUUAAAGGUUCUUCACUAGGGCGAUCGGCAGACAAGGUUGAAAUUGAUGAGAACACAAUACUUAAGGAUCUAGAUUUGAACUACUGCUUUUAUCUAGAGCCUUCUUGGCGCGAAGCUUUAUUAAGGCAGAUCGAAAUCGACAGUAAAUUUUUGGAGGAACAGCACAUUAUGGAUUACAGCCUCUUGUUAGGUGUUCAUUAUAGAGCACCUCAACACCUACAAUCUCUCAUCUCGUGCAGUGGACGCACCACAGUGGAUGGAUUAGAAAUUGUUGCAGAGGAAGAGUCUCUGGAGGAUGAAAUAUCGCCCCAAGGCCUUGUUUUGGUCCCACGCGGAAGUGAUGAUAGCGUGGUUGUGGGUCCUCAUGUCAGAGGCAGCCGAUUACGAGCGUCAUCAGCUACUGGCGAUGCAGAAGUGGACCUCCUCCUCCCAGGGACAGCAAGACUCCAGAUUCAGCUUGGCGUGAAUAUGCCAGCAAGGGCGGAAUAUAUACCAAAGGAAGGUCAGACGCAGGUUUUUCACGAAGUAUAUGAUGUUGUAUUAUACCUUGGGAUAAUUGACAUAUUGCAAGACUACAAUAUAAGUAAGAAGUUAGAACACGCAUACAAAUCGAUUCAGUUUGAUUCUGUGUCCAUUUCUGCUGUGGAUCCAACAUUUUACUCGGAGCGGUUCUUAGAGUUCAUUCGGAAGGUCUUUCCUACGCUUGCAGUGGCAACUUAGAAGAGUUUGAACAGUAUAUUUUUACCGCCAUCCUUAGCUCUUAGCAUGGAAAUUCAUCCGAACCUGAGAAUGUUUGUAGCCUUUUCCCAGAGGGUGGCAGAGGAUACAGCUAUUGUUUUGUAUUUAUUGAGUGUGUACAAUGCGGAUCACAGCUCUUCUUGUUCAUAGCAAUGCAUAUCAGAUUUUUCUUUACA